Messenger RNA from Scophthalmus maximus (turbot), 2223 nucleotides. RefSeq names its product orthodenticle homeobox 2b (gene otx2b). The coding region runs from base 365 to 1237 and encodes 290 amino acids. Gene Ontology annotation, biological process: regulation of transcription by RNA polymerase II; multicellular organism development. The record is from RefSeq and is a predicted model, not a curated record. Gene Ontology annotation, molecular function: DNA-binding transcription factor activity, RNA polymerase II-specific; RNA polymerase II cis-regulatory region sequence-specific DNA binding. Gene Ontology annotation, cellular component: nucleus. The transcript is spliced from 4 exons. Lineage: Eukaryota; Metazoa; Chordata; Actinopteri; Pleuronectiformes; Scophthalmidae.
CUGACGCAGGCGCCCAACGUUUAACUUUCAUCCGCACUGUUCUGCCUCUGAAGACGACCGCUCCUCCAGCUCCUCCAGCUCCUGCAGCUCCUGCAGCUCCUGCAGCUCCUCCAGCUCCUCCAGCUCCCGCAGCUCCUCCUGGCUGGUUUCGUGCGUUUUUAUUCGCCAGGACGUCGUUGAUCUGUGCUGAUUUUUAUUAUUUCUCCUGGAGGAAAUCAAGAAGACAAAGAACUUUACACUGGUCGAUACUAGGGUGUCCGGCAUAACGCGGAGCACGCGGCGAACGGAGGACCCCCAGUGCACCUCGGAGGCUCGACCAGUUUUCAAAAUUUUUUCCAACUUCAGCCCUCAGACAAACAUUAGCAUGAUGUCGUAUCUAAAGCAACCACCUUACACAGUCAAUGGCCUCAGCUUAACCACUUCCGGCAUGGACCUCUUGCACCCAUCAGUGGGCUAUCCAGCGACGCCGCGGAAGCAGAGGCGAGAGAGGACUACUUUUACGCGCGCACAGCUCGACGUUUUGGAGGCGCUGUUCGCAAAAACUCGGUAUCCGGACAUAUUCAUGCGCGAAGAGGUGGCGCUGAAGAUCAAUCUACCGGAGUCCCGCGUACAGGUCUGGUUUAAGAACCGACGGGCGAAGUGUCGCCAGCAGCAGCAGCAGCAGCAGAACGGGGGCCAGAACAAGGUGCGACCUGCCAAAAAGAAAAGUUCCCCGACCAGAGAAGUGAGCUCAGAGAGCGGGGCCAGCGGACAGUUCACGCCCCCCACCAGCACCACCGCGGUCCCCGCCGUCUCCACCAGCACCGCCCCGGUGUCCAUCUGGAGCCCGGCGUCCAUCUCUCCGCUCUCGGACCCCCUGUCUACCUCCUCCUCCUGCAUGCAGAGGUCCUACCCCAUGACCUACACGCAGGCCUCGGGCUACAGCCAGGGCUACGCCGGCUCGACGUCCUACUUCGGCGGCAUGGACUGCGGUUCCUACCUCACUCCCAUGCACCACCAGCUGUCGGGCGCGGGCUCGACACUCAGCCCGAUGAGCACGAACGCGGUCACGAGCCACCUGAACCAGUCCCCGGCGUCCAUCUCCACCCAGGGCUACGGGACGUCCGGCCUGGGCUUCAACUCCACAGCAGACUGCCUGGAUUACAAGGACCAAGCGGCGUCGUGGAAGCUGAACUUCAAUGCCGAUUGCUUGGAUUAUAAGGAUCAAACUUCCUCGUGGAAAUUCCAGGUCCUGUGAACACAGCAAUCGGCUGUUUGAAAAAGAAAAAGAAAAGUGCACAAACAGUGACGAUCACAUCAGACACAGUGCUGCCAUCCCUCAAUAAAAAACCCAUCAGACUGGUUGAAAUGUGAGCCGGGCUCGGCGAGGCUGGGCUCGCGGGGCCUCGAGGUUUUGUUUUUUGGCAUGAUGGUCUUUGGUCCUCCUAGAGGAGGAGAGGUUUAAUUUAUUUUAACACUGGCAAAGAGAUCCCCCCCCCCCGUGUUCAUUCACAGGUUGUAGCCCCUCAUCCACAUCUUUGUCUGUGUGCCUCUGCGCGUAAAAACACCUGUUGAGGGACAACACACAGAGUGAACUCUGACAGGAGAGACAAGAAACACCACCAGCCACGGAACUAAUGUCUGUCCCAGAACACGACUCCACUCCGUCCCUCCGGUGAAGUGCCCAGGACGGGCUUCUGACUGGAGACAGAGACACGAGGAUGGUGUGUGUGUGUGUGUGUGUGUGUGUGUGUGUGUGGACAUGGAUGCACUACUUUAUUUAAGAAAAAAAAAGUGUUUAUAAGGAAUCAAUAUGUAGUUUCUAAGAGACAAUCAGUGUGUGUCUUAUAUAAAUGGUACAUAUGUGUUUUUUUGUUUUGUUUUUUAAUCUGUGCUAGCCUUCGAAACUGUGAUCUGUUGUAUUGUAUGCAAUGUGUGAGCCCCCCCCCCCCGCAUCAGACUCUCUGCUGUGAUUUUAAUAGAUUUCUAACUUUUUUUUCCUCCCACACCCUAAACAACAAAAAAGAUGCUAAUGGUUAAAUCGCUGCGGCAUCACAAAGAGAGAGACGAGACUUUCCAAGCACACGGUGGUAGUAAGAAUUAAGGGUUAGCCAUACUGGAAAAGACUCCGCAUCUGCUGCCCUCCACUGAUCUCAACACACGGCGACUGUGGAUCCUUUACUGGCUCCAAACAUGGUGUGACCUCACCGCUGAAAAGACACGAAUAAAGGUCCUGUGAGCUUA